UGUCUCCUGUAUUACAGUUUGUACAUAGGUUUCUGGGGCUUGUCUCAGUUCUUAUCAUUGAUUACGGGUGUUAAUGGUAUGAAGUAAUGAUGAUUAGGGUGUGUUCUAAGCGUGAUUCUUGUCCUGUAGUCUGCAAAUUGGUCGUGGAUCUCUUGGUAGGUACCUAGGCCUAGGAUAUAGGAGUGUGUUUCAGACUUUAGUUCUUAUCAGUUAAAUUAGUGAUAAUUAGUGUUAAUUGGGCAAAGUGGGGUUGAAACUUGUAAACAUUUUUCAUACGGCUACUUGAAAAUGUCCCUUUCAUUCACUGUUGUCCUGUAGUAUACAUUUUGAUACAGUUUUAGAGGCUUUCUUUGUACGUGGAGGUAUUUGUGGAAUGCGGCUUAUUGACAAUUACUCGAUCUCUUAAUUGGGUCAACAGUUUUUGUGUUUACGUUCAGACUUCAGUCCUCUCAUUCUCUCCUUGUGUUUCUGAUCUGUUGAACUGCUGAUACGGGCCUUUUUAAUGACGUUUUAUCGAUGGAGCAGAUCCUCCUUCGGCCGGGAAAAUACUACAAAGCCUGUCAAAGAAGGAAUGAAGAUAGAUAGUAUGCCGGAGGAAGUUACAUCUCCAUAUGCAGAGAGAAGGUUGGAACGGAGGGCCAAGUCGAAGGAGAGGGCAAAGUCACGUGAUAGAAUCAAACAGAGACAAGAGGCAUCUUACAAAAGUGUCGACACAUACAAAGAAACAACAAAAAAGGAAACUUUCAUCGAAGUUAAAAGUUCCAGCUACACCUCAUCAGAGAUAAAAACCAGCUUUUCUUCAUCAGAAAUAAAAUCAACCCGAUUAGACGACAUCCUGAAGUCCGUGACGACGAGCCCGGAGCCACCCCGGAAGAGCAUAACCAGUCCGGAAUUACCACCCCGGAAGAGUGUAACCAGUCCGGAACCUCCCCGGAGGAACGGGAAAAGUGGAGGGGAAGCUCCUCCCCCUCCUCCUCCUGCACGGACUGAGUCACGUGAUAUAAAGCAGAUUCUAGCUACUCACAGGAGUAGACCAAGGAGACCGUUAAACGACCCUGGACGCAAUCAGAAUGGAGCCUUCUCACCUCCUCCAAUGUCUCCUGAGCCAGUGAAAUCACCCGGACCAACCUACAAGCUACCCAAGAAAAAAGCCACACCCAAGAAAGUAGCGGAAGCGCCUCCUCCACCCAUUGUGAAGCCUGUAGCUGUGGCUACUGUUAAAGCAGAGCCUCCGCCUCCGCCGCCAAUGUCUCCUCCUCCAGAGGAAGAAGAUGAUACCGAGAACAUUCUAGAUAAACUGAGGAAACGACAAAAAGAUAAGCUUCUCAACAAUAAACCAGGUUGCUGUUCCCACGACCGUUGCAAGCCAGCAGGAGAUAACCCAGACCAAGGUCCCAGACUUCACACAUGGCCCUGUCUGUUAUCCAGAUAUAACGGAGACCCUGAUGCUGAACCAAAGACGAUGUCACCCCCUGGUGAUGAUCUGGAGAAACAAACGCUGGACUCUCUGGAGGGGCUCACCUCCGUGAUAGUAAAAGAGAGGGAUACAGCACGUAAAGAACGCGACGGAGCCAGAGCACAGUGUGCCUCUUUUCUGAACGAGUAUGAUGGUCGCAGGCAAGCCUGGCAAAACCAACUAAAUGUGGUCAAGAUUAGACUGGAGCAUUACGCCAGGCGUCAUGACAAGCUGCGUAACGAUAUUGUAAAGCAACACGAAAAGUUCGAUAUAGAACGUUCCAGAAUGAAGGAGAGACACGCUAACCAGAUCGAGGGAUUAUUUGGAGAUUUGUUCAAUAAAAUAAAAUCAGAUGAUCAGUAUGUUGGUUCAAGUACAGGACUAGAUGAAGUUAACUACAGACUUCAAGCUUUUAUGGAAUUGUGGAAGGGUUUGGCCCAUGAUGUCGAUGAUCUUUAUGAUAAGGAGCAUUAUUGUCUGCGACUAUGCGAAACCGUUAAAAGUCUGCAAGAACAGAUAAAUCAUCAGAACAAAAUAAUAUCGCAGUUAGCCAAGGGCGUGCCAAUCAACGUUCCUCCUCCUACGGACGAAAAAGACCUCCCACCACCCAACAUCAACGUAAUCAUCGACCAUCACAAAUGGGAAACAGUCAACUCAAACCAUACUACCACCAUAAACCACACCACAAUUAACAAGGACACCAGUCUCCCUAGAUUUGACGAGUAUGAGAAACUCGGCAGCCUCCUACCCCCAGAAGAUGGUCUGUCAUGCGAGGAUAUUCUCAGUCAGUUUGCUCCCAUAGAAGAUACAUUCGACAAUUUGAAACUGUCGUUAGAUCGGCCCAAACCCAAGAAAAAGUCUGUGGCAACCAGUCCUCUACCAGCAUCGGAACCAGAUCCAAUCAUGAUUGAAGUCAGAGAUAUUCCCUGCCAAAACUCAGCUCCUCUACCAAAACCUUCCAUUAAUAUCAACAAAAGUAUCGAUGAUUAUAACCAACAACCCGAUUUACCAAUCAAAUUAGACCCGGAAGAUUAUCGUAAGAAACAAGAGCCCGAGACUCCUGUAAUUGAGCUGGACACGGCUCCUGUAGUCAAGGCACUGAAACCAUUUCAAUAUGAGCCUAUGUUUGAUGAACCUGUAAAACAGACUCCUUUAGAGACCACAUUAGACGACCCUGCCACCAGUCCUCCAAUGGAGACCAUAUUGAAUGUGACAGCUGUUACGGUACCAAAGGAGACCACAAUAGAUGAUCCAGCUCCUGCUCCUAAGAAGAAGAGGAAGAAAAAGAAGAAGGUAGCUCCCCCACCAGAACCAGAACCAGUGGUUGAAGUGGAGCCAGAACCUGAACCCGCACCUCUUAUCGAGAUUGAAGUGUCUGUGCCUGUUUUGGCUAUGAGAGAUCCUUCGCCAACACCGUCAUUUAGAAGACGUAGGGCUAGUAUGGAGAGUGUAAAGGAUUUCUCUAUCAUGGGUGACCCUGACUUAGAAGAAGCCAUGUCCCCACCACCUCUUCCCGCUACGCCAAAAGAAACCACUCUGGAUGAUCCUGCUACAUCGCCAACAUCCUCCGUCGCCUCUCCUAAACCAGAAGAGAAGAAAAAGAAAUGGAAGCCGUCCAUGCCGAUCUUCAACAAGAAGUUACCGAAGGCAGCGCCACCUCCAGAACCUGAACCUGAACCUGAACCCGAGGUCGCCAGUUCUGCAUCGUCGUCAGAAUCGGAUUCUGAAGCAGAAGAAGCACCCUCCGUAGCACCAUCAAACCCCAACGAAGAGGACGGUCCCCCUCAAUCUCGGAACAAACGCGCGAAAUCCCUGCCUAGAUUCAGGGAUCCCUCGUUACCGAGGAACAUGGCCUCAGUCAAUAUGAAGCGUGCUCAGUCAUCGACGAGACUUAAAGAAUCAGAUGAUGAUUCAGACUCGGACGACUCUGAUAUCAGGAGUCUUAUUGAGAGCGUAUACAUGCCACUGCACAUGACACCAACGUCGAGAGCUGGAUCCAGGAAAAACGUAGCUGACGAUGCCAAAUCAGAAGCUAGCUCUUUCGCUCGAAGAAACAAGAUGCCUGGCUCCAUGGGGUGGUUAGAUAGCAACAAAGCGAACACCUCCGACGAGUCCAGCUCUGACUACAGUGACAGCGAGUCAGAAACCAGUGACAGUGACGUGUCCGACAGUGACGUGGAUGAACAGGGAAGCGGACCUGAGGAAGAAGAUGAAGGAGAAAGCAGCUCAGAAAGUGACGGCUCCGACAAUUCCUCGAUAGGUGAUAGUGUUGUAGCAGAAUUGGUAGCAGACCCUGAAUUGCCAGACCACCCUCCUAGCAAUCGCAACUCCAUGCUCGACUCCAUAAUGAAGGAUUUCGACGAUCAAUCUAAAGACUUGUUCAACUCAUCUAUAGCGUCUUCUCAACCGAGUAUGAGAGGAGAGAUCCUGAUAUGAGCAUGGGCCUUUGCCAGGGCCCUGUUGAGCCAGGGUUGCUAAGUGACUGUACGCGCGGCGCAUUUUCUGCACGUGCUGUUGCGCAUUUCCCAUUCCAUACCUGCACGAUCAUUAGGGUUUUGUUAUGGAGCGUAUUUUGAUCAGACAUUACAUUAGGGUUUUUAAUAAUCAUUGCUUUCUGCCGGACCUUAUAGAAGUUUGAGAGGCAUUUUUAUCGACUCAAAACAGGCAACUUAAAUGAAAUCUAUUCCGACACAAAGUAUAUUUUUGGACAAUGAAAGGCUUUACAUUAUUAUAGCUACGAACUUUAGCCAGAAGAUUUUAUUUUCAAAUUAUUUUUGUACACUAUUAUCAUUUAAGAAACCAGAGAUCUAUCAGUGUAAAUCCUUUGUGAACAUUUUGCGUUUCAUGCAAAUUGAUAUUACGGUGUGGACGAUGUUUUGAUUCUUGAUUAUGUUUUGAAUUUAUUUCCAGUUGCGUAUAAUUAUUCAACCAAUUAUGUUUAGCCUUUAGGAUUAAAAUUAAUUUGUUAUGAGGAAUCGACGAUUACGUUACUUAUAUAACUUCUACUAUGCACGAAUACUUUGAUGAUGUAAUGUGUCACCGGCCAUGCCUUAUCAUACUAAUCUGAUAGAAUUAACUUAAUUAACUUAAUUAAGUUUAAGGGUUUUGAUGGAAAAUAAAGAUCUUCUUGGAAUGCAAUAUCCCAUUAAAGUGCUAAAAGUAUUCUUUAUCGACUUAAGAUCCAGUGAUAAGCAACCUACUGUUUAUGUUUAUUCUUAUUGAGAUCAAUUUUUACUGAAAAAAUAUGCAAAAAUAAUUCGUUUGCAGCGCACGGUUUGAUUACAUAGUAUUAGGUAAGAAAUUAUUAAUUUGACGAACCGUUUUUAAGCUUAAAAUGAAAUUGUAAUGUAUUACAAAUAUAUAUGACAGAUUUUAUUUUACAGAUUAAAAA
Messenger RNA from Bolinopsis microptera, 4847 nucleotides. Its product is annotated as nucleolar protein dao-5-like. The transcript has 18 exons. The record is from RefSeq and is a predicted model, not a curated record. Lineage: Eukaryota; Metazoa; Ctenophora; Tentaculata; Lobata; Bolinopsidae. Bases 503 to 3892 code for a protein of 1129 amino acids.